CCCGCAUCCGCUUCCCGAACCGCCCCAAAUCCCGGGAAAAGGGGCCGGGGGACCAGGAGGCCGCGGCAAGGGGGGGCCCGGGGCUCGGGAGAUGCUCCCGGGGCUGAGGAGCCAUGGCCUCGCUGCUGUCCCUGCAGGAGGAGAACAGGAUCCUGCAGCAGGAGCUGUCCCGCGUCGAGGACCUGCUGGCCCAGAGCCGGGCCGAGCGCGAUGAGCUGGCCAUCAAGUACAACGCCCUCAGCGAGCGGCUGGAGCAGAGCCUGCGGCUGGAGCCGGAGGAAGCAGCCGAGAGCCGGAGCCUGGCCCAGCACAACAUCGAGCUCCGGAGGCUGCUGGAGGAGGAGCAGGCUGCCUACAAGAGGAAGCUCCAGGCCUACCAGGAGGGCCAGCAGCGCCAGGCCCAGCUGGUGCAGAAGCUCCAAGCCAAGGUGUUGCAGUACAAGAAGAAAUGCGGGGAAGUGGAGCAGCAGCUGCUGGAGAAGGCGACGGAGCUGGAGCAGGAGAGGCUGACAAUCCAGCUGGAUGCCAGCGGCUCCCAGCCUGACGAGGAGAGCAGCAACGAGCUGGAGAACGCCCUGAUCCGGCUGGAGGAGGAGCAGCAGAGGAGCAGCAGCCUGGUGCAGGUGAACUCGAUGCUGCGGGAGCAGCUGGAACAGGCCAACGUGGCCAACGCGGCGCUGAGCGAGGACAUCCGGAAGCUCACGGCGGACUGGGCACGGGCCCGGGAUGAGCUGGAGCAGCGGGAGGCGGAGUGGAGGCGGGAGGAGGAGUCCUUCAACACCUACUUCAGCAACGAGCACAGCCGGCUCCUGACCCUCUGGCGGCAGCUGGUGACCUUCAGGCGCCACUUCGGGGACAUGAAGGCCACCACUGAGAGGGACCUGUCGGAGCUGGGCCACGAGGUGUCGCGGACGGGCCGCGCCGCCCACGCCGCCUGCCUGCACCUGGCUGCCAACCUGCGGCUGGCCGAGAGCCAGGCGGGCGCGGCCCGCGAGCGGCAGGAGCUGCGCCUGGAGCAGCUGCAGGAGCAGCUGGCGGCGCGGGCACGGGAUGCGGAGCGGGAGAAAGCCACCCUGGCAGCGAGGCUGGCGGAGCUGACGGCGGCCCUGGAGCGGCGCCGGAGCGAGGAUGAGGAGAAGGAGCGGGCGGUGGAAGCGCUGACCCUGCAGCUGCGGGAGCUGGAGGCCGCGCGCGCCCGGGAGCCGACGCCGGAGCAGGUGCAGGCUCUGCGCUCCGAGCUGGAGCUGCUGCGCCGGACGCUGCACGAGGUCACCCAGGCGGUUCUGGCAGAUGACCCCGAGCUCCCCACACCUGCAGUGUCCCCUCCGUGUCCCCCCGUGUCCCCUCCGUGUCCCGCCGUGUCCCCUCUCCGCAGCCUCUCUGCCAGCGCCGCUGCCGCUGCCGUCCACGCAGCCCUGAGCCGGCGCCAGCUCCAGCUGCAGGAGGCCCGGAGCCAGGUGGAGGCGGGCCGGGAGGCGGCCGGGAGCCUGCGGCGGGAGCUGGGAAUGCUGGAGCAGCGGCUGGAGCAGCUGGGAGCCGAGGCCGGGAGCUGCCGGCGGGCGCAGGAGGAGGCCCAGCGGGAGGGGCUUCAGCUGCGGGCCCAGGUCGAGGGGCUGCGCAGGGAGCUGUGCCGCGCAGAGGCGGCGCUGGCAGAGGAGCAGCAGCGAGCGGGGGCCCUGCAGCAGGAGCGGGAGCAGCUGCGGCGCCGCAGCGAGGGGCUGCAGGACUCCCGGGACCAGGCUGCCCGCGACGCCCAGGCUGCCCUCGAGCAGCUGGAGCACAGCCAGCAGCAGGUGCAGGAGCUGGAGGCGCAGCGGGUGCGGGCGCAGCGGGAGCUGCUGGAGGCGCGGGAGGAGCUGAGCCGGGCGCUGCUGGAGGCGGAGCUGGCCCGGGGCGAGCAGGAGGCGCUGGCAGAGGCCCUGGGCAAGGCUCAGGGCAGCUGCGGGGAGCUGGCGGAGGCCCGGCGGGCGGCGGAGGCGGAGGAGUCGCGGCUGCGGGACGCGCUGGCCAAGACCAGCGAGCUGGCGGCCGGGCUGGCCCGGGACAAGGCGGAGCUGGGCCGGCGGCUGGAGCGGCUGGAGCAGGAGCGGGAGCGGGGCCGGCUGCGCAGCCGGGAGCUGUGCCGGGAGCUGGCGCUGCUGCGGGCGCGGCUGGAGAGCGGCCCCCGCCCCGGCGGCGAGCGGCGGGAGCUGGAGCGGCCGCGGGGGGACCCCCGGGACGACGGGCGGGGGUUGCGGGAGGAGCUGCGGGAGCUGCGCGGGCUCCACGAGCGGCUGCGCCACAGCCUGGGCCAGGCGGUGCAGGAGCAGAGCGCGGCGGGCGAGGCGCUGGCGCGGGCGCGGGCGGAGCAGGAGCGGCUCCGGGCGGAGCAGGAGCGGCUGGGCCGGACCCAGGCGGCGCUGGCCCAGGACGGGGCCGGGCUGGCCGUGCAGCUGGCGGCUGCCCAGCGCCAGGAGCGGCACCGCGACCGCGAGGCCGCCGGGCUCAGGUCGGAGAAGGAGGGGCUGGAGAGCACCGUGUUCCAGCUGCAGCAGGAGCUGGCCCAGCUCCAGGCCCGCAAUCAGCAGCUGGAGGCCCAGGGCCGGACACUGACCCAGGCCAAGGAGGCGCUGGAGGCGGAGCUGGGCGUGGCGCGGCGGGAGCGGGCGCAGGAGCUGCGGGAGCGGCGCCAGGCGGUGGCGGUGGCCGAGGCGGCCGCGGUGGCAGCGGCACUGCAGAGCGCCCGUGACACGCACCGGGAGCAGCUGGAGCACCUCCAGCGCGAGAAGGAGGAGCUGGAGGCCGAGCGGGGCCGGCUGGUGCAGGAGCACGAGGAGCUGGUGGCCGAGCUGGCGGCAGCGCGGCAGCAGCGCCAGAGCGAGAAGCAGCAGGCUCUGGCGCUGCAGGAGGAGGAGCGGGUGGCCCUGGCAGGGACCCUGGAGGGGCUCCAGCGGAGCCUGGACGAGGCCACGGCCGAGCUGGAGCAGCGGCGGCGAGAGGUCACAGGCCACCAGGAGAAGGAGCAGGCCUUGGCCGCGGAGCUGCGCUCGCUGCGGGCGCGGGCGGAGGAGGCGGCGCUGAGCCACGAGCGGGAGGCGAGCACACUGCGGGACCAAGCGGCAGCGGCGGCCAAGCAGCGGGACAGCGCCCUGCGGGAGGCGGAGGAGGCGCGGGCGCAGCUGCGGGCGGGGGCCGAGGCGCGGGCGGCGGCGCGGCAGGAGCUGCUGGAGGCGCAGCGAGAGGCCCGGGACAGCCGCGAGGGCCGCGACACCGAGCGGCGGCGGGCGCAGGAGGCGCGGCGGGCGCUGGGCGACGCGGCCCGGGAGAAGGAGGCGCUGCAGCGCUCCAACGAGGAGCUGCGGGCGGCCCUGCGGCGCGCCGAGGGAGAGCGCAUCAGCCUGAAGCGCUCCGGGGAGGACAAGGAGCAGCGGCUGGCGCUGCUGGAGGCGGCGCGGGCGGCGGCCGAGCGGGAGGUGUCGGAGCUGCGGGCGGCGCUGCGGGGGCUGGAGCGCGCCCGCCUGGAGAGCCGCCGGGAGCUGCAGGAGCUGCGCCGCCAGGUGAAGGAGCUGGACAGCGAGAACAGCCGGCGGGGCCGGGAGCUGGGCGAGCUGCAGGCGCGGGUGGCCCUGGAGGAGCAGCGGGAGCAGCGGAGCCGCCGCGAGGCCUCCGGCCUCAGGCAGAAGGUGGCCGAGAGCGAGGCCGGCACCGAGGCUGCCAGGAAGGAGCUGCAGCAGCUGCAGCAGCGCCUGGCGGCGGCGGAGCAGGAAUUCCGGCGGCGGGAGCAGGAGCUGUCCCGCAGCCUGGAGGAGGCGCGGGGCAAUGAGAAGAAGCUGCUGGCGGACGCGCGGAACCUGCAGCUCAAGGUGGAGGCGGCGCGGGCCGAGGUGGCCGAGCUGGGGCUGCGGCUGAGCGCGGCGCAGGGCCGGGCCCAGGGGCUGGAGGCGGAGCUGGCCCGCGGCGAGGAGCAGCGCCGGGCCACCGAGUCCCGCCUGGGCGGCCUCCAGGCCACCCUGCGCCGCACCGUGGCCGUGGCCAGGGCCAAGGGCGGGGUUCCGGAGGGGCCGGGCAGCCCCGGCCCGUUGGCAGAUGCCGAUCCCGAUCCCGAUCCCGAGGCGCUGCGGGCGGCGCUGCGGGAAUUCCUGCGGGAGCUGCAGGACGCGCAGCGGGAGCGGGAGGAGCUCCGGGGGCAGCUGGGCAGCCUGGGCCGGCGCCUGGCGGAGGCGGAGGCGGAGCGGGACAGCGCCGGCGCCCGAGCGCAGCGGCUCCAGAAACUGCUGGACGAGAGCGAGCAAGAGCGGCGGGAGCUGAGCGGGGCCCGCGCCUCGCUGCUGCUGCAGGACGAGAACCUGCGGCGCUCGCAGCGGGAAUGCCGCGGGCUGCGGGAGCGCCUGAGCGCCCUGGAGAGCGGGAUGCGCGCGGAUAGUCCAGUUGGAGACUGGGGGCAAGUCCAGGCAGGAAUGCCGGCAGUCCGGAGGUGGGAAUGGCGGGCAGUCCAGGUGGGAAUCUGGGAUAAUCCAGGCGGGAAUGCCGGGCAGCCCGGGUGGGAGCGCGGGGCAGCCCAGGCGUGCCCGGCACAUCCCGGCUCCACGCCCGCGCUGCGGCGGCUCCAGGAGAAGCUGGGCGAGCUGGAGGAGGCGCGGCAGAGGCUGGAGCUGUGCGAGAGCCGCAGCGCCCGGCUGGAGCUGCAGCGAAGGGCGCUGCAGGCGGAGCUGGGCCGGGCCCGGCGGGCCGUGGCCGAGCGGGACGCGGAGGCGCGGGAGGCGCGGCAGCGAGCGGAGCAGCUCCGCACGCAGCUGGCUCAGGCCGAGUCCCGCUCGGGGCCGUUCCCGGUGUUGCCGGGGAGCGGCUCCAAGGGGGAGGCUCCGGACGGGUCCCUGCUCCACGAGCGGCUCCUGCAGCUCCAGAGCGCGCUGGCCGCCGGCGAGACGGACCGGAGGCUGCUCCAGGAAGGGCUGGAGGAGGCGCGGCGGGCGCUGGCGGAGGCGCGGCGGGAGAAGGGAAUGCUGCGGGAGCAGCUGCGGGAGCAGCGGGAGCUGGGAAUGCUGCGGGAGCCGGGAAUGCUCGGGGAGCCGGGAAUGCUGCGGGAGCCGGGAACGCUCCGGGAGCCGGGAACGCUCCGGGAGCUGGGAAUGACCCCGGAACAGGGAAUGUCGCCGGAGCCCUCCCAGGACCGGCAGCAGGAGGAGCGGGACCCUCCCGGCCGGGCUGGAUCCGCGUGGAUCCCAGCGGGGCUGGAUCCACCCCCGGGCUCGGCCGAGCGGGAGCUGGAGGAGGCUCGGAAACGCAUCCAGGUGCUGCGGGCGCAGGUGUCGGCGCUGGAGCUCCGGGCCCGCCCGCUGCCCGAGGCGCCCGCGGAGCUGCAGCGGGAGCUGGAGCGGCUGCGGCUCGGCCGCGGCGGCCUGGAGGAGCAGAUCACGCUGCUCAAGGAGCAGGAGCUGCAGCGACAUCCCAGCGGAACUUAGGGAAUUCCGGGAAUUCCGGGACAUCCGCAGGGACCGGCACAGCUCCGGGAUGGGGGGAUCCAUCCCCAUCCCUGAUCCCAGAAUCCACAGCAGCUCCGCUCAGGGCUGAGCGGGAUCCAUCCUCAUCCCUGUGCUCCAGACCCACAGCGAUUUUUGUCUCCUCAUUCCCUUUUCUCCAGGAAAAAGCUGCACUUUUCCCACCAGCCAAAAAAAUUUGUCUAUUUUUGAUACAAUCUGGGACCUCAUGGAUGGUUUACCCAUUUUUCUGUUGCAGUUUUUAACGGAAAAAUGGGAAGUAUUCCCUUUUUUUGACCCCAACUGAUUUAUUCCCCUCCAGCCUUCCAAGCCCUGCCCUCACCCCAUCCUAAUUUCCCCCCUUUUUCUAACAAAAAACUCCCUGGAUUUGUGUUUUUGAAGGAUUUUUUUAGGAACUAGCAGGGUUUUUAUAUGGAAUUUUUGGGAAUGGGGGUUUUUACUGGUGCUCCGGGGCAGCCUGAGGUUGGGAAAGCCACGGGAAGGGAAGUGGUGGCUCUGACCCCACCCCAGUCCUGGCCAGAAUAAACGUGGAAAAUCCAAACUGGGAGUUCUGAGGGA
Messenger RNA from Passer montanus (Eurasian tree sparrow), 6035 nucleotides. It is a transcript of the gene CROCC, whose product is annotated as ciliary rootlet coiled-coil, rootletin. Lineage: Eukaryota; Metazoa; Chordata; Aves; Passeriformes; Passeridae. The record is from RefSeq and is a predicted model, not a curated record. Bases 114 to 5441 code for a protein of 1775 amino acids. The transcript is spliced from 34 exons.